Messenger RNA from Pseudomassariella vexata, 1620 nucleotides. RefSeq lists its product as uncharacterized. The annotation marks the transcript as partial. Gene Ontology annotation, biological process: TOR signaling. Lineage: Eukaryota; Fungi; Ascomycota; Sordariomycetes; Amphisphaeriales; Pseudomassariaceae. The transcript has a single exon. The record is from RefSeq and is a predicted model, not a curated record. Gene Ontology annotation, cellular component: TORC1 complex; fungal-type vacuole membrane.
CAACCGCUACAACGGCCCAAGUACCACAAGCACGUCGUGAGCAGCGGCCGUUUACAUACACGCGUCCCGUCGUCCAAGGCUUUACCCAAGAACCACGCGACUUCAACUACGAAAUUCAAUCAAACUCGACGACACGUAUCCCCCUCGCCCGAACGCCCAGAACGACCCCCCAUGCUGCUCGCUGCUCAUCGCCGAACUACGUCCGACGUGAGGCUGUCGCGCGACAACUCGGCCACAAACCUGAAGAAAAACUCAUCGCACACGAGUCUCAAGCGCAACCGUUCGCACGUGGAAGUGGGCAAACGAGCCAAGUCUGGCACGAACAUCAAACGGACCUCAUCCCAAAAGGAAAUCAGCAAGCUCAAGGGUGGUGCUAAGAGCCAAGUGCAUUUUGAUUUAGGCAACGACGGCCAGGAGGACGACGAAGGCGAGUGGGUGGACGCCAGUGGUUCAGCCUCACCUUACCUUUCGCGACGCGGCUCGGUCGCUGGCAGUGUACCUUCCUCGGGGAAGGUGCCAGCAAGCCUGGAGGUGAGCCCGCAACGUCAUACACCUCCGACCGUACCUAAUGAGGAGUGCGAAACUCCCGAGCGCGAUACCGCCCAUCGUAAGAUAUCGUUGACAUCGAGACUACUGCAAAGAACGCCGUCUCACGGCGCGCCGCCACAAAUGUCCAUUGAAACGGUGCGAGUACAUCCUCAUUCACCCUCCCCAGACUCUGGUUUGAGCCGAGCGUCUUCUACACUCUAUGGGACUCCGAAGACGACUCGGGCUGGAACCGGUCUUACUGGCACAACCCUCGUGGGCUCCAAGGAUGAACUCACGUCGCGAUUUGUCGAUGGACCGAGUUCUGUGGCAAACCCUGAUGCUGGCUCCUUUUACUCACGUACAAGAGCCACCGCCCGGCAAAAUGACCGCGACCGCGUCAGACGUCCACGAUCGCUGGCCGACCUUCAGCAAGAGCACCGAGACUCUGCGACCGACGAGCCAGAAGAGGAGAAUGGCAGCGCCCUAGCCCCGCGAACCAGAAGAUCUGGUUACAGGGCUCCACCGGCAGAGACAUCACGCACGCAGCAGAAGUUGAACCUCCAACGUGCAAGCUCUAGCAUGGAACCUACGCAAGGCAGCGGCAGUGUGGGGGCGGUCGGGGCGAGUCCACUGGUCGGCGGCGGCGUUUACGACACAAGAGAUCCUCGUAUCGGCAAGAUGCUCGACCGCACAGGGUCGGAGUAUCUUGUGGUACGCAGAUAUCAGAACCCCAUUGCGAGAUCAAUAGCACGUCUCCAUCAGCUUCCUAACGCCGAUAAGCGACAACUCAUACCCAAGCAGAACGGCCACCGAAGCAAUGGGUCAACACACAACAAGAAAACAUCGAAUGACUCUCGGGGCUACGGCUUGAAUGAAAGCCUGGUGCCGUCCCAAAGAUCGCGCCCACCCACGCCCCGACGAACAGAAUCGGUUCGAACGAAUGGCGCAAAUUCGAGUUUCGAGGCUGAAGAGGACAGGAUACAAGAUCGUCUUAGUGGAUCGGGCUUUGUGGACGGAGACGAUAACACCGUCGCUGCGCUCCUGAGAAACCUGUGGGAUAAGAACCUGGAUUUGUCUGCAAGUCAGGACUAG